AUGAAUGAAGAUAGCUCUAAUCUAAGGUAGCGCUAGGAGACAAUGAGGAAGGCCAUCAAAUAAGAUGGUAUUAUAAAUGAAAUAUAGCAAUUUAAUGGUAUUAAUUCUGAUGACGAGAGGAUUUUAAUGAGCUUCGCAGAUAGCUUAAAUGUUAAUAGUCCAUAAUCACAUUACUAAAGGGAUAAUGAUCUUUAAAUUGAAAAUCUUUAAAUCAACAUAUAAAAACAAGAUGAUGGAAACGAUUUUGAAUAAAGAUUUAUUGAUUUAUUGAGUCCUUAAAAUAGAUCCUCUCUUUUUGAAAGUGAAAUAAAGUUGAAUGCUUUGAAAUAACAACAAAUGGUCCAGAAAUAAAAUACCUUACUUAGAAGAAGAACAACUUAACAAGCUGUAUCAGAGAAAAAUCAGCUUGUUUGCACUCAAAAGGAAAUAAGCAUCUAAUCUAUUAGCUAUGACUCAAAAUAUGGGCAUUAAAACUCUAAGCAAUCAAUAAAACAGAGUGAAGAUACUUAAGAGAAGAAUGUAUUGAAAAUAUAAUAAGAUAAUCCCCAUAAAAGCCAUAAAAGUGUUGAUCAGAAUUUUGAAUAAUUAAAGUAGUACCAACAAAACAUAUUAAAAGUAAAUAUACCUAAAGCUAACUUUAUUAAAACUUUAAAAAUCUCUAAAAUAUUUGUCCAUAAAAUGAAAAUGCUAGUUAGAAGCUUCCUCUCUAGAAAUCUGUCACUGCAAGCAUUUAAAAUUAUAGAUGAUAGAUCUUCAAACUAUGAAGUUUACAUUAAGCAAUAAAAAAUAGCAAGUAUUAAUAUAUAUUUGAGCAUUCAGGGCAUUUUCUCAAGUGGGUCAUGCUUACAGAUCCAAAAAGGAAAAUACUUAUUCUCUUAGGAUUCAAUGAUGAGACUAUUAUGGGACACAUUUCUGGCUCUGUUGACUUUAUAUUUAAUUGUUUUUAUACCUUUUGAUCACGUUUAUCAAAGGGAAGAUAAUUCUUUCGCAAGUAUAUUUCACGACUAGGUGGUUUUUAUAAUCAUGAUUUUAGAAAUAUUAGUUAAUCUUAACUCAGAAAUUUAUUCUAAUGGAUUGGCGAUAAGAGAUCGAAAGAUUAUUUUUUUGAAGACACUUUCAAAAAACUUAAGAGAUUUAAUAGUUGUCUUGCUCUAUAAAAUUUCCAGAGACUAUAAAGACACUUAAUCAGAUUUGAAAUAUAUUAACUAUAUAGCUUUUAUUAAAUAUCUUGAUAUCCCAAAAAAAUUGAGCGAGUUAGAGACUAAAUUACAUUUUAGUGAAUCUACCUAAAACUGGCUUAAAUUAUUAAAGCUAGAAAUUGUGGUUCUUAUCCUUGCCCAUGUAGCCGCUUGUAUUUUUUUAAGAAUUGGAAUAUCUGAAGCUAAUGAUGGUUUGAAUUGUUGGAUUGUAUAAUUUAAAGUUGAUGAUAACACUAUUUGGGAAUAAUACUUAGUUUCCUUUUAUUACAUGAUUAUAUCUAUGGUCACAAUAGGUUAUGGAGAUUUCUAUCCUACAACUUUGUAUGAAAGAGGAUAUAUUAUUAUAGUUGCAUUGCUAGCUACUAAUGUUUGUGCAUAUUCGUUUUCGUAAAUAAGCGAAAUAGUUAAGUUUGAGCAAGCUAAAAAAGAAAACUUUAACUAAGGCAUGAUUAACUUGAAUUAAAAAAUGAAGUUAAAUGGGAUAAGUAUGACUUUACAACAGAAAAUAAGAAAAUUUUUUGAAUACCACUACUUUUCUUUAGUUGAGAAAAAAAAUGAGACAGAUUAGUUUGUAGAAUAGUUACCUUUGAAGUUGAGAUAGCAGUUUUGCUUAGAAACAAAUUAAAAGCUAAUAGAUUCAGUAUAUAUCUUUAAAAUAUUAUCACCUUAAUGUAUUCAAUAAAUAUCUUCAUCUAUUAAAUAAAAAUAUCUUAUGCCUGAUGAAGUGUUGCUUGAAAGUAAUUCUAAUAAUGAUUGCCUUUAUUUUAUCAAUAAAGGCUUUUUAGAUAUUUAUACAAAUUUUUAAGUCGACAGUAAAUCAGAAAAAGUAUUUUUAAAAGAAAAUAUUACUGGUUAAUUUAUACAAAAUUACAUAAAAGAAGAUAGCUCAAAAGCCAAUUUAAAAAUAUUGCAUAGACUAAAAAAUUAGGAAGUUUUUGGAUAUGAAAGUUUCUUAUUAGGAGAAUACAAUUAAUUUGGUUUGAAAUCUUAUGGUAAAACUAUUGUCUCUUAUAUAGACAAAACUUCUUUUAUGUAAAUACUAAAAUAAUUCCCAGAGGAUUAAGAAAAAGUUUUAUAUAUAAGAGAUUAAGCGAUAUUUGAUACAGGAAUCAAUUCAAAAGUUAAAUUAAAAUGUGUCUCUUGUUCUUCUAAUGAACAUUAAUACCUUUAAUGUCCCUUUGUAAUUUACACUACAAAAUAUAAAUAAUAUUCAGUAGCUAUGCAAAGAUAAUAUGUGAAAAGAAAAAAAUAGGACAAAAUAUAAGUCUUAAAAACAUUAACUCUUAUAUAAGAAAAAGCUAUGAGUGCUUAUGCAUAGUUAAAUGAUGAGUCAUUGAUAUAUGAUGCAGUUUCUUUUUAACAUAUGCAAAGCUUUGAUGGCAAAGAAAAUGUUGACUCUAAUUCUGUUAACUCCUCAUAAACAGAAGAAUCAGAAAAUUCUGAGGAUAAAGAUACCACUUAGCUAGAAUUAAUGUCAAAAACCAUAUCUAAAUAGCUCUAAGAAGGUUUCACUUAAAGCUUUAAUUAGUUUUAAAGUUAAGAGUCUGAAAAAAAUAAAUCAGACUCUAAAGCAAAACAUGAAUAAUAAGAAAAUACAACCAAUCAAAAAAAUAUGAGUGCAUCUAUAAGGCAUUUUGGCUUUUAGAAUAUAAAACAAAGUCUGUCUCAAGAUAUUUAAUUUGAUUUAGCAUAAAAUAACAACAAUGAAAACAGUGCGUAAAGAAAAAAAAAAUCUAAAACUUAUAAUCAUUAGAAAAUAAAAUAAACCAACUAAAAUUAAACAUUAAAUUAGAAGCAAACAAACUAAAGUAGUUCCAAUUUAGAUAAGAGAUACUCUAAAACAGCUGAAUUUUAGAAUAAGGAAAUGGAAUAAUCUAAUAGUUAGAAUAGAGAAGAAUAAAAAACUCAGUAAGAAAGCACUAAGAAUAAUUAAAAUUCUAGUAACAAAGAUAAUUCUAAGUAAAAUAAAAAUUAAAAUAAGUAAAAUAAAGAUAGUUUCUUGGAAAAUAUAUAUGCUAGAAGAAGAAGAAAAUUUACUAAGUUCGUUGAGUUAUAAAAUUAGUUAAAAUUGAAUAGAUUAGCUCAAGCAAAAUAAAAAGAAAAUAACCAAAAAUUAUAAGAUGAGAUUAUCUAAAGUAAGGAAUCUGAUUAAAUUUUUAACAUUUGCAAAUAAAAGCAAUUGAUUAACUAACUCAUUAAUCAAAAUUGCCAAAAGUUUUAAAACCAGUAAAGUGAAAAAUCACAAAGCCCCCUAAUUAAGUCUUUUGAGCAGUUAGAAUAGCUUCUAAACUAAAGUGAUCUAGUUAAAUAAAAAACUCAUUACGGAAGUCCUUUGCUAGCACAAAGCUUAAAAAGUCCUCUGAUAGAGUAGGAAAUGCUAAAAAGUUUUGCUCCUCAUGAAGCUAUGAUUCGUUGCCAAGAAAAUGUUUAAGAUUUGGAUUUGCUUAUAGUGAGGAAAUAGUAUCAAUUACUUUAAUAGCAAAAUAAAAACAAUAUAGAAAACUAUAUUGAGCUACCCGAUAACGAAAUUGACAUAGAUUAAUUAAAAGAAUAUUGCUUUUACUACCCUAAAUAUAAUUGUAGAAUGGUUUUAAAUAGAGUAAAGAAAAUGUAAGAUAAAUAAAUUAAAAUUGCAAAGUUAAAAGACAGAGCUUCUAUUUCUAAAAAAAGUGCUUAAACUAAAAAAAAAUUUGACAAAGUAAGUAAUUCAUCAGUUAACUUAAACAGUAAAUAAGUUUCAAAUAGGUUGAGAUUACUUUUAAUAUAAAAUAUUCAGCAAAAUUGA
Messenger RNA from Tetrahymena thermophila SB210, 3984 nucleotides. RefSeq names its product cation channel family transporter. Gene Ontology annotation, molecular function: voltage-gated potassium channel activity. The transcript has 10 exons. Gene Ontology annotation, cellular component: membrane. The record is from RefSeq and is a predicted model, not a curated record. Gene Ontology annotation, biological process: potassium ion transmembrane transport; regulation of membrane potential. Lineage: Eukaryota; Ciliophora; Oligohymenophorea; Hymenostomatida; Tetrahymenidae.